Messenger RNA from Tachyglossus aculeatus (Australian echidna), 1578 nucleotides. It is a transcript of the gene GRSF1, whose product is annotated as G-rich RNA sequence binding factor 1. The transcript is spliced from 10 exons. Lineage: Eukaryota; Metazoa; Chordata; Mammalia; Monotremata; Tachyglossidae. Gene Ontology annotation, molecular function: RNA binding. Gene Ontology annotation, cellular component: ribonucleoprotein complex; nucleoplasm. Gene Ontology annotation, biological process: regulation of RNA splicing. The record is from RefSeq and is a predicted model, not a curated record. Bases 385 to 1326 code for a protein of 313 amino acids.
GCCUUGCGGCGCUGGGCGGUCGGGGCCCUGCUCCGGGCCGGCCCCAGGUUGACCCCCGGACGACUGAGCCCCGGACUACUGACGCCCCCCGGACGACUCCUACUGCCCCCGGCCCUGCCCGUGGCCUCCUCGGCCUCCUCCUGCCUGCCGGGCCUCCGACACCCACACCGCCGCCCGCUCCUCCUCUUCCUCCUGGGCGCCGCCCCCCGCCGGACCCCGCUGCCUCCCCCGGCCCGCAGAUACAGCCAGGAUACAGACGGUUCCUACCUGGAGCUUCCCCGGCUCCCAGAGUACGAGCUUGCCUCGUCCAGAGCGGAAGAGGAGGCGGAUGACGUGUUUCUCAUCCGGGCCCAAGGGCUUCCGUGGUCCUGCACGGCGGAAGACAUGCUCGGCUUUUUCUCCGACUGCAACAUUCGCAACGGGGAGAACGGAAUACACUUCCUCAUAAACCAAGACGGGAAACGCAGGGGGGACGCGCUGGUGGAGAUGGAGUCGGAAGAGGACGUGCGGCGAGCCCUGGAGAAACACCGGCAGUACAUGGGUCAGCGCUACGUGGAAGUGUAUGAAAUAAACAAUGAAGAUGUGAACGCUUUAAUGAAGAGCCUGCAGGCCAAGUCGUCCCCUGUGGUCAACGACGGAGUGGUCCGCCUCAGAGGCCUCCCGUACAGCUGCAGUGAGAAAGACGUCGUCGACUUCUUUGCAGGUCUGAAUAUCACCGACAUCACGUUUGUCAUGGACCACCGAGGAAGGAGGAAAACGGGGGAGGCCUACGUGCAGUUUGAGGAACCAGAAAUGGCCGAUCAAGCGUUGUUGAAACAUAAGGAAGAAAUUGGCAGUCGGUAUAUCGAGAUUUUUCCCAGUAGAAGGAGUGAGGUCCGAACUCACAUGGGAUCUCACAAGGAGAGGAAAGCAGCUGCCUCUCCAAGGUACGGGGCCAAGCUGGGGUCGGGCUUUGAAGAGCCUGAGGUGAAUGAGGCUCUGCGGCCCAUCGCGACGUGCGAAAUUGAGAAGGAGAUGGAACUGCCUAAGGAGAUGUCGGAGAAACUCCCGGAGCCCGUGGAGUUUGGGGCCCCGCCCUCGUUCCACUUCGUCCAUAUGAGAGGCCUGCCUUUUCAAGCCAACGCUCAAGACAUCGUAAAUUUUUUCUCGCCCCUGAAACCCGUGAGGAUCACGAUGGAAUACAGCUCCAGCGGGAAGUCCACCGGGGAGGCCGACGUGCACUUCGAGAGCCACGAGGACGCUGUCACCGCCAUGGCCAAGGACCGGUCCCACAUCCAGCAUAGGUAUAUCGAACUGUUCCUGAAUUCGUGUCCAAAAGGAAAAUGAAGCGUUCGCGGACACCGGCCCAUCCACGUGGUGACACGGAGGAUGAAGCAAGAAGCAUUUCAUUUACACAUCUUUCCUGGAGAAGGGAGUCCGGCGUUCCUGUUAACUGGCGGCGAUGGGCAGGGUUUGGGCUUGGGGCUUUUGAGGGUUGGGUUUUAUUUGUUUGCUUUUAAAGUUUCCUAGAUGAGAAAUCCCGAAGCUGGCUGCAUUCACGAGAUCGAGUUUGGGAUGGAAAUAAACCACAAAUGUCAA